AUGCUGCGUGAUUACCAAGCAGACGUCAACACUACAGAUGAUGAAUCUCGCACACCCAUUUUUCAUGCCCUUCGCGCUAGCAAUGAGACGAUCAUUGGCAUGCUCCUUUCCGAUCCGAGAACGGAUAUCAAUUGGCAAGAUAAACACAAGCAGACUCCACUUGUAUACGCCAUGGCCAGGAACCUUUUGUCUGCAGACUCACUUCUAUUGAAUCUCAAGCCAUGUGUGAAUACAAGGGAUGACAAGAAGCGAUCUGCUAUCUGGUAUGCCGUUGCACAUUGCCAUGAAAGCCUGGUACAAGCCCUUCUGAAAGGGGGCAGUGUUAUACGAACGUCGGACUACAAGAAUAUCUCACCUAUUGGCCUGGCCAUUGCCAGAAAAAGCACGAAGAUCACCCGAAUGUUGCUCCACCAUCCAGAGAAAGUGCUUACUGGAAAUGACAACGUCAGAGACCAUCUGCUCCGCCGGGCUGUAAAGGCGGGACUCCAUGAUAUCAUCGCGCUACUCGUUACCCAUGGUGCGAAUCCGAAUAAAAGAGAUAGGAAUGGCCAGAGCCUCUUGCACCAAGCCGCAGAAAGUGGUGACAAAAAGGUACUUCAACAGUUGCUUACCUAUGAACAGACAUCCGUCGACGCGAGAGACAGGUUCGGUCGCACCGCCUUCCACAUUGCAGCAGAACAUGGCCGAAAGUCAAUAGCAAAUCUUCUAUUGACCUGUAAUGCAGUGGAUAUCAAUGCCUUGGACGAUAAUGGAGCAACAGCGCUCUGUUUAGCUGUUCAGGCAGGGCAUACAGCCAUCGCCUUACAAAUUCUCGCAGAAGACCAUGUCGAUAUCAACGUGAAAGGCCAAAAUGGCAGGACAGCUCUUCAUUCCGCGGCGAGAAUAAGAAAUGUACCAAUCACAGCUGUCCUCCUCGACAAUCAUGAUCUAGAUCCGAACAUUCGUGACGAUGAGGAAUGGAUUCCCCUCACCCAUGCUGCUUCUGAGGGUGACUUACGCAUGGUGGAACUAUUGCUUACAAGAGAGGAUAUACAAGUGAACGUGCAACAGGCCCCUCCUCUAUUCCAUGCUGCGAGAGAGGGUCAUCUAGACGUUGUACGUCGAUUGCUCCGCCUUGAUACCAUCAAUAUCAACCAGCCGUUUUGGAACUCUACGGCUCUCUGUGUUGCAUCCGAGAUGGGGCACCUUGAAAUUACGAGACUACUUCUUCAACACACAACGCCACCCGACGUUAAUUUCAAAACUCACAUGGGAGACACUGCACUCUCCUUGGCGGCUGGGCAUGGCCACUUGGCUAUUAUAGAUCUCUUACUCAAAGAAGAAGGUCUGGAUGUCACUGCUAGUGAUGAGCUUGGUGAGACCGCAUUAUGCAAAGCAGCUCGUAAAGGAUAUGAACAGGUCGUCAAGCGUCUCUUCAAAGACCCUCGGGCAAAAUAUGGCAAUGAUGUGAAAGUUGCCAUUGAAACAGCUCUUACUUGUAGAAUCUCGCUUUAUCUUCAAGGUCACUUGAAUGAGGACGGCAACUUUCGCUCUUGGUCUUAA
Penicillium maclennaniae is the source of this 1542-nucleotide messenger RNA. Its product is annotated as ankyrin repeat domain-containing protein. Bases 1 to 1542 code for a protein of 513 amino acids. NCBI's taxonomy places the organism in Eukaryota, Fungi, Ascomycota, Eurotiomycetes, Eurotiales, Aspergillaceae. The record is from RefSeq and is a predicted model, not a curated record. The transcript has 2 exons. Gene Ontology annotation, molecular function: protein binding.